This is a messenger RNA of Paramecium pentaurelia, 206 nucleotides long. The record is from the annotation of a GenBank genome assembly. Lineage: Eukaryota; Ciliophora; Oligohymenophorea; Peniculida; Parameciidae.
AUGAAAUACCUGUUCGGAAUUUUUGAGUGGAGGCAAGAAAUACAUGCAAAAUAGAAAAGCAUGGAAUAAUAAGGGUAUAAUAUAUAUUUAUUCAUAGGUUUGAAUUUUAUUCAAAAACAAAAAAAUAAUAUGAAUCCAGUUUAAAUAGUGGUGUUAAACAUUUUUGUUAUCUAUUAAUUAAAUUUUGUAUGAAAGUUCAAUUUUGA